Molecule: messenger RNA, 1373 nt
Organism: Leopardus geoffroyi (Geoffroy's cat)
Lineage: Eukaryota; Metazoa; Chordata; Mammalia; Carnivora; Felidae
Gene: LMO2
Product: LIM domain only 2
Exons: 4
Coding region: 117-788 (223 amino acids)
Biological process (GO): positive regulation of transcription by RNA polymerase II
Cellular component (GO): nucleus
Molecular function (GO): DNA-binding transcription factor binding; transcription coactivator activity
Source: RefSeq, a predicted model, not a curated record
GGCGCGCACGAUCCCCGCGGGCGGCGCGGAGCCGGCGACAGCGCGCAAGCCGAGCCGGACCUGGCGGUGGCGGUGGCGGUGGCGGCGGCGGCGGCGGCGGCGGCGGCGGGACCGGGAUGGAAGGGAGCGCGGUGACUGUCCUUGAGCGCGGAGGGGCGAGCUCGCCGCCGGAGCGCCGGAGCAAGAGGAGGUGCAGGAGCGGCGGCGGCGGCGGCGCCCGAGCACCCGAGGGGGUCCGAGCCCCGGCAGCCGGCCAGCCCCGCGCCACAAAGGGAGCGCCCCCGCCGCUUGGCACGCCACCUCCCUCCCCAAUGUCCUCAGCCAUCGAGAGGAAGAGCCUGGACCCGUCUGAGGAGCCAGUGGAUGAAGUGCUGCAGAUCCCCCCGUCCCUGCUGACAUGCGGCGGCUGCCAGCAGAACAUUGGGGACCGCUACUUCCUGAAGGCCAUCGACCAGUACUGGCACGAGGACUGUCUGAGCUGCGACCUCUGCGGGUGCCGGCUGGGCGAGGUGGGGCGGCGCCUCUACUACAAGCUGGGCCGGAAGCUCUGCCGGAGGGACUAUCUCAGGCUUUUUGGCCAAGAUGGUCUCUGUGCAUCCUGUGACAAGCGGAUCCGUGCCUAUGAGAUGACGAUGCGAGUGAAAGACAAAGUGUAUCACCUGGAAUGUUUCAAAUGCGCCGCCUGUCAGAAGCACUUCUGUGUGGGCGACAGAUACCUCCUCAUCAACUCCGACAUAGUGUGUGAACAGGACAUCUACGAAUGGACUAAGAUCAAUGGAAUGAUCUAGGCCCGAGUCCCCCAGCAUUUCUGAGGGGUGUUUCACUGAAGUCACUGUCUCCGUAGGGUCUUCACUCUUGGGCACUCUGGGGAUUGGAGGGUGGGAUGAGGCAUUUCUUAGGGGAUGGUGGACCCUCUCUGGGCACCAAGCCACAGCAUCCAAGUGACAUAAUACAAGGGAUAAGACUUAACUAUGACAGGAUGAUCAGCCUUUAGGGAGAGCUUAUGGACAGUGGCCACCGCCUAUGCAUAGUCACUGAUAAGAUUAGUAAAGGAAAGGAGUGUUGGGCAGGCAGGCGCGAGCCAUCAUCCUAGAACUUCACACUUACGGAGAGGGACGUGUGCAAAGGACCUUGACCCUUGACAAUUAGAGAUGUGCAAUUGAUAUCUUUUCUUCCUGGCUUUUAUGACAGCCCUGCUCCAAUCACUGUCCUCCACACAAGGGAAGGACAGAGAGGAGAGUGGUCAUCCUUUCUUCUUGGCCACCUUCCCAAGGCCUUAAGCUUUGGACCCAAGGGAAACUGUGUGGAGACACAUUUCAGUUGAGAAUGGAAACUGCAACUUUUAACCAAACAAUUAUUUAAAGCAAUGCUAA